Scleropages formosus (Asian bonytongue) is the source of this 3998-nucleotide messenger RNA. RefSeq names its product VGF nerve growth factor inducible (gene vgf). The transcript is spliced from 2 exons. The coding region runs from base 224 to 2143 and encodes 639 amino acids. Lineage: Eukaryota; Metazoa; Chordata; Actinopteri; Osteoglossiformes; Osteoglossidae. Gene Ontology annotation, molecular function: neuropeptide hormone activity. The record is from RefSeq and is a predicted model, not a curated record.
UUGACGAAAUCGACUGCAGCCCCACAGCCUGCCGAGAGCCGAAAAGAAAUUUACACUUAAAUAAAGCUGGCAUUCCUGGUUAAUUAAGUGCAUUAUAGCAGUCAGAGCUGUAGCUAUAUAUUAUCUCUGAGAAGAUUGACAUAACAAGAAAAUCUGCGCUUUUUCUAAGUACUUCCUCCAGGUGCACUGUCCUCCUCCCUGCUGCUUACUCUUGUGUGUGGCCAUGGGCCAGUGCCAACACACCUCAAGUGCCCCAUUCUUGCUGCUUCUUCUCUUUUGUGUUGCACAACAUCUCACUGUCGCCAGCCCUGUGGUCAAUGAGAGAGAAGGUAGUGGUUCCAGCAAUGCAACAUCUUCUCCAGGUGCCCCCCAGCCGAGUGUGGUUCAAACAAAAAAGGAACCAACGGUUGAGCAGGGUGAAGUAGGGGCCCCUCAGACACCCUCAGAGGAAGAAGAUGAGCUAUUUAAAGAUGUAGAUCCCAAAACUCUAGCUGCAGUCCUCUUGGAAGCCCUUAACCACCAAGGGGAUGAGAAGAAAAUCAGUAGAGAGAGUGAAAAGGAGGAGGUAGAGAAGGGUGAGGAAGAGAAGGAAAUCCAGGGGGCAGACAGGGACCGGGAUGGACGCCAAGAGCUGGAGCUUGUGAUGGCUGCUGCAGUAGCACAGGACAAAGAGAAUCAAGAAAGAGAAAAUGAGAGGAAGAAAGAGGAGGAACGGCUGACUGAGAAGGUUAAGAGCCGAACAACCAGUCAGACCAUGCCAGUGAAAAGCCAACCAGAGCAGGAGGUGAUAAAAGAGGAAAAGGAGAAAGAGGAGGAAGAGCAAUUAAGUCCACAAGAAGUAAAGAAUCUGCAGACCAUGCUGGAGGAGCUACAGCACUACAGCACAGCCAACAAGAGAGAGUGGGAUUUAGCAGGCCAUAGGGAGAGUCGCGGAUCAUAUACAGGCAUGGAUCAAGAAUUUCUGGACAAUGAGAUCAACCCAAAGCCAAAGGGGUACAAGCUAGCUCUGUCAAAGAAGAAGCUAAAAUGGCAGGAAGAGCAAAAAAAGAAAAAACAACCCUUGUUCAGAGGUGGUAACUUUAUGGAUGACUUUGACACUAAUAGCCAGGAAGAAGACGAUGAUGACAACAAAGAUCAAGAGGAGGAAAUGUUGAGCCCUGAGGAGGAGGAGGCAAGGGCUAAGGCUGAGCAAGAGGAGGUAAGGAGGCAAGCUGCAGAAGCACAAAGAGCAAAGGCUGAAGAGGAGAAAUUGGCUGACAUCGCAUCUGACAUGCUGCUGCAGUACAUGAUCAAGCCGGAUGGGAAGCAGAACCAGGUUCAGACUAAGAAAGUGUCUCUGGGGAACAAUGUGGAAGAAGAUAAGCGCUCAGAUGAGGAGGAUGACACCAAUGAUGAGGAUGACAUUGAUCCCCAGACUAUUGACAAGCUGAUAGAGAUUUCCAGCAAGCUGCACCUGCCUGCUGAUGAUGUUGUUGACAUCAUCAGUGAUGUGGAAAAAAAGAAGAGAAAGGACACCCCUGAAAACCUGCCCUGGCACAGACCUCUGGCUUCUCCACCUGCCCCUGCCCCUGCUCCAAUAAACACCCAACCUAAGCAACCGACUCAGCUAAGCAGACCUUCUAAGACAUGGUUCCAGGACAAAACACUAGUCAAGCAGAACAAGCAAGAUCUUUGGCCCAAGCCUCAAAAGCAGUUUUGGACCUACCCUGCCUAUCCAUUUUAUCAAAAGCCCUACCCUGGUUAUUACCCCAUCUAUUUCCCACCUCCUAAACCCAAACCUCGCUACUAUACAAAGCCCACACUCUCUUUCAGUAAUCUAUUUGGAAACACUAUGGAUUACGACUUUGACUUUUCCCCUAAGCGAAGGCUACGACCCUGGAACCAGCCAGCUUUUAGACAAAACCUCUAUGUACCCAAUUAUAUCCUCCCAAAUCCCCGGACAUUCAAGCCAGUGCCCGUGCCCAUGCCGAAGCCUCGCUCACCUCCUCGCCGUCACCCAUCCUUCUACUACCCCCCAGCAGCUCCCUUGAUUCCUCGAGAUGAAGACUACUUCACUCCAAUGGGGCAGCAGCCUAACAGUGAUCAAGACCUGGAGAACUUCAUUGAGAAGGUCUUCUUGAAGCGUCCCAGACUCUUUCAGUGAAGACCAAUAAGGCAGGGAUGGUGGCAUGAAGAACAGAGAAAGGAAGUCACUGAGAGAGAAGCAUGGAAAGACAGCAUUUCUGUUUUCUCCAUUUUGAUUUUUCAGAACAAGGAGAACUCUGCUACCCCCUGUCCACUUUUUGACUUGGUCAGAGAGUGUAGGAUGUGCAAGUUCCUUUAGUGGAGUCCUGAGCGCUAUGAUUACAUCAGAGAGCAUAGGGUGCGCAAGUUCUUUAAGUGGCAUUUUGGACCGUUUGCCCCUGAAUUAUUUCAAGUGAAAGUGAGGAGCCAAAACAUAAUAGCCACCCCCACUUAUCACAAUCCACCUCCACUCAUUUAAAGAUGUGAAGAUUUGAAAAAGGGAACGCAACACGUACAAGUAACUAGAUUAGUCAGAUAAAACCACCCCCAAAAUCUAAAUUCCCUAGAACUUGUGUUUUAGUUUUUUUAGUAGCAGACUUUAUACAAAAUACAAAUAUAGAAAUACGAUUCCCAAAAUGCAAACUUUGUGCUGCAUAUCUAAAAUUCAGACACUAAACCCCCACAGCAGACCACACUCCUCUGGCUAUUAAGGACAGGGUCAGCAGCAAGCCGCACUUGUUUCCCCUCGUAAAGCAGCAGACGCCCGUAGUAUAGAUCUGUAGCUGACCUUUAACCCUCAGGUAUUACGAUCUGAUUUUAGAAGUAAAAUUGUAUUAUUAAUAAAAAUGUGAAGAUUUCGAAAAAUGACAGUGUUAACAUUUCAUUUUGUCUGUGGGGGCAAAAAUAAAAUUUUAUUAUACAUACAGUCAGAGAACUCAGUACUGAAGCAAAAGUAGUCAUGGUGCCAUACUGUUCAAUGAAUGAGUAUAAAUAUGCAGCUUUUACCAUAGUCUAGCUGUUAUACUUAAUACUGUUGCAUUUCCUCUCAUAUACUGUUCAUAUGAACACAUUACUUAAUUAGUCUGGUUAAAUUUAAUGAGAGCAUUGCAAGACUCAUUGAAUACACAGAACAUGUGAGGAAUGGUUAGUUAUAGGUCAACUGUUAUGAAGAGCGUUGACACAUUGCCUUAUCAACAUCCUUUUCCCUGCUGCUACUCACUUCUCACCCAGUGGGGUUUACCUUACUUCUGGUGACAAAAGUUUAAAGACUUGUUGCUAUCUUCAGUUUUCAGAAACAUUCCUAUCUCCUUUGACCCAGCCUCAUAUGCCUUCGUAUCAGUCCUUUGCCACUUGAAACUUUCUGCAGUGCCCACAAGUAAAUAAUCAAGGCGCCAUUUACCACCACUAAUUGAAAAACAGCAUGGUCUGGUCACACAGAUCAUUUAUGGGAAUUCUAUUUCUUUUGAGCAGACGUGAAUGUGAUAAACUGUCGACACAAGGUGUGAUUCAUAGUGUCCUCUUGCUGCAGUUAAUUGAAUCUGGAAUCAUUUCAAUCCCACAAGAGACCAUAAGCAUUGAUGGAGAGAGACAAAAAACAAACAAUCUUUUUCCCAUCCACCAGCUCUGUUGCUGAAGAGCCCCAACCUGGGUUCUCCAGCAGCACUAUCGGCAGCAUGAAGGAAGGUGUAAAUAUAUGGGUGGACAAUGGUGCAUUCCUCGUUUGAGAGCUCUUUCUAUGAGAGGAAAAAACAGUAUCGUGAAAGGACAGCAAGAAGAAGUCAAAAAAGUUGAGUCUGCACGUCUUUGUGUACUUGCAUCUCUUAAAGUGUUGCUUAUUUGAAGACAUUAUGAGCAUUUAAAAAAAAAAGGAAAAAAAAAUGACUGACUAGCGUACUUGAGUAAAUCUGUUGUCUUGUAAAAAGAAACUGUUGUUGAUGCAAUUUCUAGAUGUACGUUGUACUUACAGUAAUAAACAUGCGUUUGCUGGAUGUAAA